Messenger RNA from Momordica charantia (bitter melon), 3445 nucleotides. Lineage: Eukaryota; Viridiplantae; Streptophyta; Magnoliopsida; Cucurbitales; Cucurbitaceae. The record is from RefSeq and is a predicted model, not a curated record.
UCAAACGCUUCUCUUCGUUUGGAGAAUCCCUCCAACUGAGUCUCACAAGUUGUGACCCGAGAUUUCCCUCGUAAAAUUGAAGAUGUUGGCAGCUAGAAAUACAAUAAUUGCUUCUUUCCUCAUUCUUUGUUCAGUUCCAAGUCUUGCUUUUGGAUCUCCUCUGUUACCUCCUGAUGAAGUCGAAGGUUUGAGAUAUGUGGGGAAGACACUGGGGAAGAGGGACUGGAAUUUCAGUGCAGAUCCAUGCAGUGGACAAUUUGGUUGGGUUUCUCAAAACGGCGGCGUUCCAGAGUUCAGAAAUAACGUCACCUGCAAUUGCACAUUUCUUAAUGCUACCGUCUGCCACGUCACCCAUAUAAUCCUCAAUUCACAGAGUUUGCCAGGCACGCUCCCAUCUCAGCUCUUCAAGUUGCCUUACCUGGAAGUACUUGAUCUCGCUUGGAACUAUCUUAGCGGCGAAAUUCCUCCAGAAUGGGGCUCCACGAAGCUUCUCGAACUUGUCCUGCUUGGAAAUCGGUUGACGGGUUCGAUUCCGGAUGGGAUUGGAAACAUCACUACUCUUAGAACUUUGAACUUGGAAAUCAAUAAUCUAUCAGGAAGGUUACCUUCAACACUUGGAAAUUUGUUGAAUUUGGAAAAAUUACUUCUUGGCUCGAAUAACUUUACUGGAAGGCUGCCGACGUCUCUGGGAAUGCUUACCUCAUUGAUCACAUUUCGAAUCAAUGACAAUAACUUUGAAGAACAAAUACCCAGUUUCAUACAGAAUUGGAAAAAUAUUGAGAGAAUAAGGAUUCAGGGAAGUGGGUUGAGUGGGCCUAUUCCUUCUGAAAUCGGACUUCUGACCAAGUUAACCGACCUAAGAAUCAGCGACUUGAAUGGGGCUUCAUCACCCUUUCCACCUCUUAAAAAUUUGACCAAUAUCUCAUAUCUAGUAUUAAGAAGUUGCAACAUCAUCGGAGUGCUGCCCGAAUUUUUAGCUGGGAUGACAACAACUUUGAAACUCUUAGACCUCAGCUUUAACAGAAUAAGUGGGCAGAUUCCUACCUGGUUUCGCUCUCUUCAAAAAGCAGAUAACAUAUUUUUAACUGGAAACUUGCUAAAUGGUUCGGUGCCUGAUUGGAUGCUAUUUAGUGGAAAAAGCAUUGAUCUCUCUUACAAUAAAUUUAAACCACCAUCCACAGACUGUCAAUCACGAAAUACGAACCUGUUUGCGAGCUCUGCAUCAGACAACAAUUCCAAUAUUGUUUCUUGUUUGGCGGACCACACUUGUCCCAAGAAAGUGUACAGUCUACAUAUAAAUUGUGGUGGGAAAGAAGAAGUGAUUAAUGGUACAAAGUUUGAUUGGGAUGAAGAUACAGGCAAGGUGUUUGUCUCAAGUAAUACAAAUUGGGCAUUCAGCAACACUGGAAUAUUUCUGGACGAUUCUCGAAUUAAAGAUACUCGAAUUUCAGUUAACUAUCUUGAAACAAAUUCAUCAAAGCUCCCUAUGGUAGAUUCCAAACUGUAUGAGACUGCUCGUAUUUCUCCAAUGACUCUUACGUAUUAUGUGUAUUGUAUGGGGAACGGGAACUACACUAUAAGCCUCCAUUUUGCCGAAAUUACAAUAACAAAUGAUCAAACGUUUAACAGCCUUGGAAGACGCAUUUUUGAUAUUUAUGUGCAGGGGAGGCUGGUGCUGAAGGAUUUUAAUAUUGUAGAUGCUGCAGGUGGUGCUGGUAAACCUGUCACAAAGAAGAUUUCCAUUCCUGUUACUAGUAAUACCAUCGAUAUCCGGUUUUAUUGGGCUGGGAAGGGCACAUUUUCUAUCCUUUACGGUGGAGUCUAUGGUCCUCUAAUAUCAGCCAUUUCGCUAGAGCCUGACUUUGAUCCUCCAUCAGAAGGUCGAAGUGCCUUACCAGUAGGUGCAAUACUUGGAAUUGUAGCUGCAAUCGUCCUUGGUAUAGUUUCAGUUCUUGGAAUUCUAUGGUGGAGAUGUUGUCUUGGAUGGAAAAGUACACUUCAUCACGAUUUAAAGGGUCUAGAUUUGCAAACUGGUUCAUUCACAUUAAGGCAAAUCAAAGCUGCCACUAAUAACUUUGACGAUUCCAAUAAGAUUGGAGAAGGUGGUUUUGGUCCUGUUUACAAGGGUUUCCUCUUGGAUGGCACCAUGAUUGCAGUGAAGCAACUUUCCCCCAAGUCAAGGCAAGGAAUGCACGAGUUUGUGAAUGAAAUAGGAAUGAUAUCUGCUUUGCACCACCCAAAUCUAGUUAAACUUUAUGGUUGUUGCAUUGAAGGGAAUCAACUUCUGCUCGUGUAUGAAUAUAUGGAAAAUAAUUGCCUUGCUCGAGCUAUGUUUGGACCAGAAGACACGCAAUUGAGAUUAGAUUGGCCAACAAGACAGAAAAUUUGUAUUGGUAUAGCCAAAGGCUUGGCUUAUCUUCAUGAGGAAUCAAGAUUGAAGAUCGUCCACAGAGAUAUCAAAGCGACUAAUGUAUUGUUAGAUAAAAAUCUCGACCCCAAGAUAUCCGACUUUGGUCUGGCCAAGCUUGAAGAAGAAGGAGAAACCCACAUAAGUACUCAAGUUGCUGGAACUUUUGGAUAUAUUGCACCAGAGUAUGCAACGCGAGGCCACUUGAGUGAUAAAGCAGAUGUUUAUAGUUUUGGCAUUGUGGCAUUGGAAAUAGUGAGCGGAAGGAGCAACACUAGUCACCGAUCAAAGGAUGAUUGCUUUUAUCUGCUUGAUUGGGCGCUUGAGUUAAAAGAGAAAGACAGUUUAAUAGAGCUGGUAGAUCCAAGGUUAGGCUCCAACUUUAACCAUAGAGUGGCGAUGGCCAUGAUCAAUAUUGCUCUCCACUGCACCAAUGUGUCUCCUUCAGAAAGGCCUGCCAUGUCCUCGGUGGUGAGCAUGCUGGAGGGAAAAGUUGCUGUGAAGGAGUUGGUUUCACAUCCAAAUGACACAAGAACAGAGAUGAGUGCAAUGUGGACCCUUUUGUUGCAGCAGAGCCAGAAACAAACUGACAAUGAGAAGCAGACAGAGGUUAUCUGUAUGGACAUGCCAUCUAACAAUUCUUCAAUAAACUACUCUCAAACUGCAUCCCAAAGGACUUAAAUGGUACGAUUAGAACGUGGUGGGUGGUGUCGGGCACAAAGCCAUCAUCAACUGCAGGGAGAAGCCUUGUUUGAUCUCUUGUUGAAGUGGUACUCGAUUGUCUUUCAUUUUAAUACUUUUUACCUUCAUUUAUGUCUGUCCGGGAAAAAAAGAGGAAAAUAAAUAAUUUCUAGUGAAUUGACUCUUCUAUUGUAAUGUUUAGUAAAACUUUGGAUGAUAAGUUAUUUAGACCAUUUGUUUUAAUUUCAAAGAUUGUCACUCGCCAAGUAGAGAAUGUAAAAAAAUAAAAAGGGGAAAAGAAAUUUGUGCAUUUUCGUUCGUAUUUCUAGGGGAAAAGCUCAUUUUUCAUCCCUGUUA